UCAUGUUUUUUAUACUUCUGUGUAUUGAUGAGUAAUACUGAUUGGCUUGUCUUUAUCCUGUUUUAUCGACAUCUUAUUUUUUGUAGAAUACACCGACUGGUUUAUCCGCUUUGGCAUCAGAAUCGGAGAUUCCCAAUUGACCAAUCAAAUAUUGAUCAAAGACGAAUAAUGCAUACUUAUCCUUGCCAUUGCGUUGUUAAUUAUACUUUACACUUACGAAGUUACUGUUAUGAUGAACACAUUCUAAAUUGCAUACUAUCAUCACAAGUUAACAGAUGUACAAAACUCUGUUGAGAUGUUAUCAUUUAACUCUUACAAUUCGUGUGUAAUUAAUGAUUGUUAGUUGUUUGAUCAAAUCCAGCUAAACAUACUAGAUUGAGAAAACUGCAAAGUCGAUAUCUUCGAUAAUCCCAGACUGUUAAGAUCACUCCCCACCUUCAUCUUCCAUGCGCUUUCUUAUCGUUUUUUAUACUUUUUUUUUACCAAUCAUCUUAUUUCAUUCUUUGUAACAUUAGGAGGGAGAUGAAAUAUGUGAGAGAGACGCAGAUUCCAUCGUCGUUAAUCGUCACAGCAGCUUAUUUCCGUCGUCAAAUGACGUGACGUCGAAUACUCGAUCUUCAUGUGUCUUUCAUGCGUUUUUCUUUAGUGAUGAAUUUUUAUUUCGGCUUGGUUGUGAUUUUCGUAAUCCUUGAUGUGGUUUCCGUCUGGUCCACCGAUAAUGGCACUUCGAAGAAGAAAGUUCAACUGAGUUCCGGCAUUGCAACAAAUCCUUUUCUCCAAAUGUCCAACCUAAAUCUUCCCAAUAUUCAAAACAAUGAUUUCCUGACAAACUUUCCAUCAAAUGGUAAGAUAAUUGGAAACCCAUUCUUGUCAAAUGCUGUUACAACACAGGCAUCCAAUAAUAACUAUAAUCCCUUUCCUAAUAGUAAUGCGAAUCCUUUCCUGACAAACUUUCGUAAUUCUAAUAGAGAAAUAAAUAAUCCAAGGGUUGAGAUAGAGCCUCCUAGUUCGCCAAGCCCUGUUUCGCAAACACCUUACACACCACUACCAUCCUAUCAUACAUCAACAUUUAAUACACCAGUAUUUAAUACAUUAACACCGAAUAAUGAUUUUACAUUUCAUACGCCUACUCCUAAAAUUCAUCCUCCAACUUCACACGUACCAUCCUGGAAGGAACUGUUACCUUCUAAGAUCAGUCCAAAAAAAACGAUAUCAGAACUUAAAUGCGAAGAAUACGUGGGAGAAAUUGCGGGUAAAACCUUGAUAACGUCCCUGGCCGGUUCAUCGUCGGGCGUACAUGAAGUGAUUAAUAGUUGCGAGAAUGUAAAUCGCUUGGUGGUUGGUGGUACAGAGGCACAUGUCGACGAGUUCCCUCACAUGGUUGCACUAGGCAAAUACAAUUCUGACGAAUUUAUUCUGAUGUGCGGCGGCACGCUGAUUUCACAUGCCUGGGUGAUUUCCGCUGCUCAUUGCACUCAUGGGACAGAUGGCGGUAUAACUGACGCAAGGAUUGGCUUCCACAGUUUAUCAGACCAAAAAGGCGUCAUAACUGUCAUUAAAGAUAUAAAAACUCAUCCGGAUUACAGACCACCUGCGAUGUAUGCGGAUAUAGCUCUGGUACAGCUCAUGACCGUUGUUACAUUUAGUAAAUCUAUACGACCCGCUUGUCUUUAUCAAUUAUUUGAUACCAUGCCUAGACAGGCUUGGGUGAGCGGCUGGGGUGUUACCAAAUAUAGCGGAGAGGUGAGCGAUCGAUUACAAAAGGCUAAGCUGGAUGUGGUAGAUAAUCUGCCAUGUACAAUACAGCAUAACAGUUCCACAGAAGUUCCGUACGGUAUCACACCAAGUAUGAUUUGUGCUGGUGAUCCUAGCGGUAACUGGACCAAGGACACUUGCCAAGGAGAUUCUGGUGGUCCUCUUCAAAUAGUUCAUCCUAAGAGUGAAUGCCUCUUCCAACUGAUUGGUAUUACUAGUUUUGGUAUAGCCUGCGCAAUGAUUGAUAUUCCCGGUGUUUAUACUAGAGUGUCCCAUUAUCUUUCGUGGAUCGAAGGUAUAGUCUGGCCACAAGGACAAUAAUCACAAUUUAUUCGACUUUUACGAAAGCGAAAGAAAUUAUGAAUACAGUUGACCAGUCUGCAAUUCUGACUAGAAUAUUGAAAAGUAAGAAUAGAGAAAUCACAAG
This is a messenger RNA of Trachymyrmex cornetzi, 2182 nucleotides long. Its product is annotated as serine protease snake. NCBI's taxonomy places the organism in Eukaryota, Metazoa, Arthropoda, Insecta, Hymenoptera, Formicidae. The transcript has 6 exons. The record is from RefSeq and is a predicted model, not a curated record. The coding region runs from base 631 to 2076 and encodes 481 amino acids. Gene Ontology annotation, molecular function: serine-type endopeptidase activity. Gene Ontology annotation, biological process: proteolysis.